GAGAUAUGAGUGAUACGACGUUCGUGCAUGUUUUUUUCUGUUAGUAUUUUUGUGCAUUUGUAGUAACUUAGUAACUUCAAAUCACAAUUAAAGAUAUAAGAUCUUUAAUUGUUUUUUGUGUUUUAUUCAUAUUCAUAUUGAAUUUGAGUCAAUCGGAUACUACAGUUAUGAGUUUAGUUGGAGCUGCUAGAUCUUUACUGCUUAUGGGCCGGUGUGCUCCGUCUGUCAAACAAAAUGCAUCAAAAAUUGUUGUUAAGAAAUUAGAAUUAGACCAAAACCUUUUAAUGUAUUUUCAUAAAGAUGAAGUGUACUAUGCUCAUGAUCCAGAAAAAAAAUGUAAGACUGGUGAUGUUGUGCUUAUCCAAGAAUUACCAGAAAAAUUAACAACACAUAUUACUCAUCAGGUGCUCGAAGUGGUGUAUCCUUUAGGUGAUGUUACAGAUCCUAUAACUAAUAAAAAAGUAGCAGCACUACGAUGUGGAACAGUUUGUUACAGAGAUGAUUUAGAAGACAUUGAUAAUCUUUAUGGUUUAACUGAAAAACGAUUCAAUUAUAAGAAUGCACCUAAAAGAGGUUGGCAAGAGGACAAAAAAGAUUUUAGUCACAAAAAUAGCUACAUCAAAUACCAUGAAUCUGGAGAAGAACAGCCAUAUUCUGUUCCAAGAUAAAUCUUUAUUUUAUAUGUGUAAGAUCGUUGUUUAUGUGUAGGAAACAUAGUUUAUUAAAAAUAUGAAGUAAUGGAUCAAUUUUUCAACAUUUUGUGUUGUGUUUAUUCUA
Messenger RNA from Melanaphis sacchari, 777 nucleotides. RefSeq names its product 28S ribosomal protein S17, mitochondrial (gene mRpS17). Lineage: Eukaryota; Metazoa; Arthropoda; Insecta; Hemiptera; Aphididae. The transcript has 3 exons. The record is from RefSeq and is a predicted model, not a curated record. Gene Ontology annotation, cellular component: ribosome; mitochondrial small ribosomal subunit. The coding region runs from base 168 to 668 and encodes 166 amino acids. Gene Ontology annotation, biological process: mitochondrial translation. Gene Ontology annotation, molecular function: structural constituent of ribosome.